AUGUCCACUGUCAGCAGCAGCUCGAGGCCGGGAACACAGCAGCAGCCGAAGCCGGAGAAGCCGAACUGGCGAGUCUCAUUCGGGUUCUGGACGAAGCUCGACGCACUCUAUCACUCGUUUUCGCCUCCAUCGAAGCCGCGCUGCCCGAGUUUGCCGUUUGACUCCGCAUCGGAAUGGAAGAAGCGUCUAGUACCCGGCGACAUUGAGAGAUUCUUGGACAAUCCAGCGGCAGUUGCUUGCAUUCGUGCAGUCAUUAGUAGAAUAGACACCGACACUGCACCCGCGCUCACCAACUUCCUUAUCAGCGGAGGACAUUCCACUGGUAAGGCCUCAUUUACUGGUAUCCUUCGUAAAACGCUUCAGACAGCGACAUUUGAGCAACCGUGCCGCUUCUUCUCGCUCAACGCUAGCGUCUUUGCCGAUAAAGUGCUACAGAGCAAACUAGAAGACGCAGUCAAGCGCCUUGAUGCCUCGAAAGCUGGUGCUCCAUCAUUUCUAAUCAUUGAACGAUUCGAAAGUGUUACUCCUAGCACGCAGCAGCAUUUCUUUCUUCCUCUGCUUGCAGAAGCGAAUCUGAAAAGAGUUUUUGUGAUUCUGCUUGUGCGUCCCGAUGCAAACAAGCUUGCCGAGCAAAUAAGGACUCAAUCCAUGACUGUGCCUUUGCGUCCUUUGUCAGCUGAUCUCGUCCGAACGAAACUGCUGCUAAUAUGCAAACAAGAACGGAUUGGAUACACACGAGAAGGGCUUGAAGCGCUUGCAAAAAUUUGCUCGUUUAAGUUGGUACCCUCUAUGGAGAAACUACACGAAGUUUUCCUCAAACAAUACUUCAUCAGCCAAGCCAACGUGAUGAAAGUUUGCCAGCCGACAUUUAGCAUGAGUUCACCUGCCGUACCGCCAUUUCCCCUUUCAAUUAUCCAGAUGAGCAAACCACUUCGUCGCUGCCCCAAGUGCACCCUACUUCCUCCAUGUUCUCAUAUUCCACUAGAGAAACUAUUUUCCAGGAUCGAUCAGACACGAGCGCUUUACCCGAACAACGGACAGAAGAAAACUGCACCUGAGCGACCGAUUUGCCCUUCGUUCAGGCAACGCGGAAUCUGCAUUAACGUUCAAAAACUAGGGCGAUGUCGCUAUGCACACCCGUUAGAUCUCCACGUUAUUGACACGACGGCACUGGCUUCAAGAUGCCAGGCGCACACAUUACCUCUGCCUUGCAUGCAUUGCAGCAAUGCCGAGCAGCUCAAACUUGAUUUCCGAAAGGAGACGACAGCAUGCGAAAAUCUGAAACGUGAGUUGUUACACUGUCGUCAAGCACUUGCAGAUCUUGAGACCCAGCGCUACGUGUUUGCCCGUGAUCGAGGAAAGACUGCAAAGUGGGGAGGAGCGAAAAAAGCAGCGGACGAGCAACUAGCGCGAAUGGAUGCGACGCUGAGCGCUUCAGAAAGCAGAAUCGCAGGCAUGAAACAAGAGCUGAUGACUCGCCAGGAAGAUCUUUUAAAACUUCAAGACGCAGCAGUUCACGGACGUAGUAGAGGUCUUGGCAAAGGCCGCGGUCAAAUCGAGCGAAAUAAAGCUGCAGCCGUGGCAACUGUCUAG
This is a messenger RNA of Phytophthora infestans T30-4, 1593 nucleotides long. RefSeq lists its product as uncharacterized. The transcript has 7 exons. Gene Ontology annotation, molecular function: metal ion binding. Lineage: Eukaryota; Oomycota; Peronosporomycetes; Peronosporales; Peronosporaceae. The coding region runs from base 1 to 1593 and encodes 530 amino acids. The record is from RefSeq and is a predicted model, not a curated record.